AUUACAAUAAUAUGAGCUGUAUUCACUGUGCUAUACUUCCCUCCCUAUGACUAAAUUAUUUCCUAAUUUGAAGUUUGAGAUAAUUUGAAGGAUUAGGCAUGAAUAAAAGAUGAGGAGCUAGAGACAUUAAAUACAGCAAUUUUUUCAUGGGCUUUGCCACUGACAGGAGAUAAGCAGGAGUUGGUUGAAAGACAAUACUGAAUGGAGGGUUUAUGACUGUUUGAGGGACUUUAUCAGGGUUUGUGGCUGACCGAAAGGGAGUCACUAGAAUGGAUGAACAGGAAUAAAUAAGGGAGAAAAUGCUCUAAUAAGUUAAAGGAGUGAAGUCAUAGACCUAGCGGAGGAGCAAUAGUGAUCAGCUGAAUUUGAGUUUUCAAGGAGUUUGAAGAACACAAAUAAAUUAUCUGGAGUUGUCAUGACCUCUAACAUAUGACCCAUGACUUGCUUUUUGAUCCCAACUGUCUUUCAGGCAGGCUCCCUGUCACUCAUCAUGGGCUGUACCCCUAAUGCUUCACAUUCUCCAGUCUUCUUGCUCCGUGGCUUCUCAGGAGCUAGCGUCUCCUCGAGUCUCCUUUUUCUCCUGUUCCUGGCUGUCUACCUGAUGACCGUGGUGGGGAACAUGACCCUAGUGCUGCUCAUCUCCCGGGACCCCAGGCUCCACACGCCUAUGUACUAUCUGCUCCGUGGUCUCUCCGUGAUAGACAUGGGGGUGUCCACAGUCAUCCUGCCCCAGCUGCUGGCCCAUCUGGUCUCUAAUUCCCCAGCCAUUUCCGCUUCCCACUGCUUGGCCCAGUUCUUUUUCUUCUAUGCAUUUGGAGUCACGGAUACACUUGUUGUCUCUGUCAUGGCCGUGGAUCGCUAUGUGGCCAUCUGUGACCCUCUGCAUUACCAUUCUGUGAUGAGUCACCAAGUUUGUGCCCGCUUGCUGGCCUUGAGCUGGUCAGUGUCUGUAGUGCACACCAUGCUGCAUGUGGGCCUCCUCUUGCCUCUGAACUGGGCUGGGGAUGCUGAAGGCAACGUUAACCUCCCCCACUUCUUCUGUGACCACCGACCACUUCUGUGAGCCUCUUGCUCUGACAUACAUUCCAAUGAGCUGGCCAUAUUCAUGGAGGGCGGCUUCCUCAUGCUAGGCCCCUGCACCCUCAUUGUACUCUCCUACAUCCACAUUGGGGCUACCAUCGCUCGCUUGCCUUCAGCUGCUGGUCGCCGCCGAGCAGUCUCCACCUGCGGAUCCCACCUCACCAUGGUUGGCUUCCUCUAUGGCACCAUCAUUUGGGUCUACUUCCAGCCUCCUUCCCAGAACUCUCAGGAUCAGGACAUGGUGGCUGCCGUGAUGUACACUGCCAUUACCCCUUUGGCCAACCCUUUGGUGUACAGCCUCCGCAACAAGGAUGUCAAGCGUGCACUCCGCAGGCUGAUUGGAUGUGGGACAGUGGACUCCUGAGUAGCCUAUUGGUUCAAUGGUGAAAGAAGUGGGCAGAUUUGGGCACAACAGGUUUUGGAGGGAUGAGAGGCGGAAUGGCCAGAAAGUCUCAGAGCUCCAAAUUUGGCUCGUGUUGCAGCAGGACCCCCACAGCACUGUGAACAUUCCUUGUGCAUGCCACAUGUGCUAGGCUUCCUCAUCUGCAUGCUUCUGGGUUCCUCUCUCAGGCCAUUUAUCUUCAGGGGUCAGAGUGGGUACAAACGGGUCACUAGACCUGGGUUGUUUAAUUCCAGGGCUCUGAAGAAAUGUGAGAAUAUUAUUGUGAAAUCUGGAACUAAGGCAGAGACAGUGAAGUUAAUUACAGUCACAUUUAAUGUGAGAUGCCUGCUUAUGGGAUGAGUGUUGGUGUAAAUCACAAAGGUAGUGGAAGAGAAUGAGUUAGGUAAAUAGGGAUGGCCAUUUUGUACCUUCUCUUUUCAGUGUGCAAAGGCCAGCAGUGAGUGUGGAAUGGUGGCCAUGAUUCUGCUAUAACUCACCUGGACCUCUUGUGGUGUGAGCAUCUCAUUCUGAUGUGUGUGAACUGUAUUGUAUAUAUUUCAAAUUAGUUUUAAUUUACAUCUGCAAGUAAAAUAUAUAGAGAAAAUUACAGCUAAUAUUUUUCUGUGGAAAACAAGUAACAUUGAACUAUUUCAACAAGGGAGAAAACCAACAGACUGUGUUUAGCAUUUUGGGAUCUGGACAUUGGUCUCUAUUUGGUUAGCUCUUAAGAGAACUUACAGUAAAAGUUUUUAAACUUUUUUAUCGAGAUAAAAUUGACAUAUAACAUUGUUUAAUUUUAAGAUGUACAA
Molecule: messenger RNA, 2271 nt
Organism: Manis pentadactyla (Chinese pangolin)
Lineage: Eukaryota; Metazoa; Chordata; Mammalia; Pholidota; Manidae
Product: olfactory receptor 1B1
Exons: 1
Biological process (GO): G protein-coupled receptor signaling pathway
Cellular component (GO): membrane
Molecular function (GO): G protein-coupled receptor activity; olfactory receptor activity
Source: RefSeq, a predicted model, not a curated record